This is a messenger RNA of Piliocolobus tephrosceles (Ugandan red Colobus), 3317 nucleotides long. It is a transcript of the gene ZNF84, whose product is annotated as zinc finger protein 84. Gene Ontology annotation, biological process: regulation of transcription by RNA polymerase II. The record is from RefSeq and is a predicted model, not a curated record. The coding region runs from base 456 to 2672 and encodes 738 amino acids. Gene Ontology annotation, cellular component: nucleus. The transcript is spliced from 5 exons. Gene Ontology annotation, molecular function: RNA polymerase II transcription regulatory region sequence-specific DNA binding; DNA-binding transcription factor activity, RNA polymerase II-specific. Lineage: Eukaryota; Metazoa; Chordata; Mammalia; Primates; Cercopithecidae.
ACAUACACUCGUGGCAAAGCUUGCUGGCGGCCCUUUCUUCCUCUUUGUCCUUCGCUGCCACGUGAGAGGGGAGUGUGCGCGUGUGCGCGCGUGCGAGUGUGCUAGUGUGCAGUCCCCUACUCGUCCUGGCCUGUUUCGAGCCGCGCGGGAGCGCACAAAGGCCGGCGGCUCCGGCGCGUGCGCGGGGUGCGGGAACGGGCGGCGUCACGUGAUCGCGGGGCCGCGGGUGCGCGUGCUCGAGCGCGACUCGGCGGCGGCGUCUUUUUCCACAGAUCCUGGUCCCUACAAAUAAGCGUGCUCAUGUGAGAUAAGAAAGGAGUUCCUGGAACCAGGAAUUCAUUCUCAGUGUAGAAGACCUAGCCGAGCCCUCACUCCACAGUUUUGGGGCAGAAGCAGAAGAGACGCACAGUAGAACCUGUCUCAGCCUUGCUGAUCAUCUCCUACAGCAGCAGAAAAUGACCAUGUUACAGGAGUCAUUCUCAUUUGAUGAUUUAUCUGUGGACUUCACCCAAAAAGAGUGGCAGCUCCUGGAUCCCUCUCAGAAGAAUUUAUACAAGGAUGUGAUGUUGGAGAACUAUAGCAGCCUAGUGUCACUGGGGUAUGAAGUUAUGAAACCAGAUGUCAUCUUCAAAUUGGAGCAAGGAGAAGAGCCAUGGGUAGGAGAUGGAGAAAUUCCAAGUUCAGAUUCUCCAGAAGUCUGGAAUGUAGAUGGUAACAUGAUGUGGCACCAGGAUAACCAAGACAAGCUUAAAAUUAUAAAAAGAGGUCAUGAAUGUGAUGCAUUUGGAAAAAAUUUCAAUCUGAACAUGAACUUUGUUCCUUUAAGGAAAUCAAACAAUGAAGGUGACUUAGAUGGAUUGAUUUUAAAACAUCAUUUAGAUUUGCUUAUUCCAAAAGGAGAUUAUGGAAAAGCAGAAUCAGAUGACUUUAAUGUGUUUGAUAAUUUUUUUCUCCAUUCCAAGCCUGAGGAUACUGAUACCUGGUUAAAGUACUAUGACUGUGAUAAAUACAAAGAGAGCUAUAAAAAGUCACAGAUUAUCAUAUAUCAUAGAAAUCGUUUAGGGGAGAAACUCUAUGAAUGCAGUGAAUGUAGGAAGCGCUUCAGUAAGAAACCAAGUCUCAUUAAACAUCAAAGCAGACAUAUAAGAGACAUAGCCUUUGGCUGUGGUAAUUGUGGCAAAACCUUUCCCCAGAAGUCUCAGUUUAUUACACAUCACAGAACUCACACGGGAGAAAAACCUUAUAAUUGUAGCCAGUGUGGGAAAGCCUUCUCCCAGAAGUCACAGCUCACAUCCCAUCAGCGGACACAUACAGGAGAGAAACCAUAUGAGUGUGGUGAAUGUGGGAAAGCCUUCUCCCGGAAGUCACAUCUCAUAUCGCAUUGGAGAACACACACAGGAGAGAAACCCUAUGGAUGCAGUGAAUGUGGGAGGGCCUUUAGUGAAAAGUCCAAUCUCAUUAACCAUCAGAGAAUUCAUACCGGUGAGAAACCUUUUGAAUGCAGGGAGUGUGGGAAAGCCUUCAGCAGGAAGUCACAACUCGUUACACAUCACAGAACUCACACAGGAACAAAACCCUUUGGAUGUAGUGAUUGUAGAAAAGCUUUCUUUGAGAAGUCAGAGCUUAUUAGACAUCAGACAAUUCAUACUGGAGAGAAACCCUAUGAAUGCAGCGAGUGUAGGAAAGCAUUUAGAGAGAGGUCGAGUCUCAUUAAUCAUCAGAGAACUCACACAGGAGAGAAACCUCAUGGAUGCAUUCAGUGUGGGAAGGCAUUCUCCCAGAAGUCACAUCUCAUAUCACAUCAGAUGACACACACAGGAGAAAAACCCUUUAUAUGCAAUAAAUGUGGGAAAGCCUUCAGCAGGAAAUCACAGCUCGUUAGACAUCAGAGAACUCAUACAGGAGAAAAACCAUAUGAAUGCAGUGAGUGUGGGAAAGCUUUCAGUGAAAAAUUAAGUCUCACUAAUCAUCAGAGAAUUCAUACAGGAGAGAAACCAUAUGUAUGCAGUGAAUGCGGGAAAGCCUUUUGUCAGAAGUCACAUCUCAUAUCACAUCAGAGGACACAUACAGGAGAGAAACCCUAUGAAUGCACUGAAUGUGGGAAGGCCUUUGGUGAGAAGUCAAGUCUUGCAACUCAUCAGAGAACUCAUACUGGAGAAAAACCGUAUGAAUGCAGGGACUGUGAAAAAGCUUUCUCCCAGAAAUCACAGCUAAAUACCCAUCAGAGAAUUCACACUGGAGAGAAACCCUAUGAAUGCAGUCUUUGUAGGAAAGCUUUUUUUGAGAAGUCGGAGCUAAUUAGACAUCUGAGAACUCAUACAGGAGAAAAACCUUACGAAUGCAAUGAAUGUAGAAAAGCCUUCAGGGAGAAGUCAAGUCUCAUCAAUCAUCAGAGAAUACAUACAGGAGAGAAGCCUUUUGAAUGCAGUGAGUGUGGCAAAGCUUUCUCUCGGAAGUCCCACCUUAUACCACAUCAAAGGACACAUACAGGUGAGAGACCCUACGGAUGCAGUGAAUGUAGGAAGGCCUUCUCUCAGAAAUCACAGCUGGUUAAUCAUCAGAGAAUUCAUACAGGAGAGAAGCCUUAUCAAUGCAUUGAAUGUGGGAAAGCUUUCUCACAGAAGUCACAGCUCAUCAAUCAUCAGAGAACUCAUACAGUAAAAAAAUCCUAGAAAUACAGUUAAUAGUAGUCUUUGACAGAUCAUCUUGGACUUCAGAAAAUACAAUUGUGAUAACGUUUUUAGACAGUCACAUUGUGUUAUGUGUCUGUACUCCUUGAGGGUGAGAACUCUAAAUGAGGUGGUAUAUGGAAAGCUGAUCUUAAUUCAUAGAGUGAACCUAUGAAUGCAGUGCAUCUCAACAACUUUUCAAACCAUAGUCAAGCCUUACAGAGUAGAACAUUCACAGCAAAGAAGAAUCGUGUGAAUAUCAAAAAGCCUUCCAGAAGUCAAGUCUCCUAAGCUAUUAGACAUAUUCCCACUGGGGAUGAGGGAAAACCCCAUGAAUGCAGGAAAUGAGGCAAUAUUUUUAAGAAAUGACAAUUCAUUGUACAUAAGGAAAUGCCCUUAGGAAUGAAGUUCUAUGAAAGUACUAAAUAUGGGAUAGUGCAACAAGUAACUAAACUAUUUUGUAUCUUGGAGAAUUCAUAUUAUGGAGAAUCUAACAAUUUAAAGACACUGGGAACACUUGCCCCUCAGUAUAGUACUGUCAAGGGAAGCCAUACACUUUUUGUAGACGUGGGUACCAAAAAUACCCAAUUCUAAGUGGUUGACAGUUGUUCACUUUGAAGUGUGAAGUUUUAAAAAUAUGUGAAUAAA